GUCAUACACGCUUUGGGCGAAAGAUGGUGAACAGUCAUAAUAGCCGCAAAUGUACGUAUUAUUAUUAUUAAAAUUUGGUUGAAAUUAUUAUUCUACUUAACUAUGUGAUGCAUCCCGUUUGGUAGAAGGCCAUACGUUUGGAAAAUCUAUGAAAAUGGCACAGCUUAUUCAAGAUACGAUUAUUACCAGUUCUUUAGCUUUGUCUAAAUCAUUACAAAAUGAUGAUAAUGCAUUUGAUAAAAAAGCAUUGCUACAUGAAAAGGAAGAAACAGAUAUUAUAUUGAUACAUGAAAACUGUGACAGAGUAUUGAGAAAUCAUAAGAACGAAGAAGUACAGAAUAAUAAAUUGCAUAGUACUAAAUCAUUCGAAAAAGUUUUUUCAUGGCUUCUUACAUUUGAUAGAGUAAUGCAUUCAUCUAUAGGAAAGAGAAGUUUCCAUCUUCUAGAAGAAUUGCUCUCCAUCUAUGUCAACAAUAUUUUAAAAUUUAUGGAAAUAAAUUACAUUAUGACAUAUGAAGUUAUUAAAUUGAAAAAGCAUAUGAGUAAUACAUUAAUAUUUUUUCAUUUUUAUUGGCACAAUAUUAGUGAGCACAUAAACAAUCAUAACUCCUAUUUAAACAAAAUAUCAGUAUUAUUGGCAAUAUAUGUAGAUAUAGAAUUAAGAACUUCCAAACGCUGUAAGGAUCCUUCUAAGGUAGCUGCAAAACUUUUUAGUGCAUUAUGGAUAUAUUUAAAUAAAUCAAAAGAACAUAUAUUUAAAGUAUUACUUAGGAUUAAGCUAAUUACUAAAAGAUAUGCAAAGAUUUGUGAUCUUAUAUUCUCUAAAAGCUUGACCAAUUUAAAAACAAAUGAAGAGUCUAUAACAGGGAUAAAAUAUAUAAGAUAUUUAUUCACUUUAAAGCUUUGGAGAAAAAUAAAAGAAAAUUCAGAAGACGCAAAACAAGUUGAUGAAUUAGCUGUGGCUAUAUUAGGAUCACAUAUGCCAAAGAUGCAAGCAGACUUAUUGAAACUUGUACCUAAACUUCCUCUUAACUGUAAAAAUGAAACAUUAUGGUUAAUGCAACCAAACUUAUUUGAUCUAAAACAAGCAUGUAAUGAUUUCCUCGUACUCGAAGAAAAUAUUGAGAUAACUGAAUAUAAUGAAUUGCCUUCCACAAUAAAAACUGAAAGAAUAUAUAAUUAUACUAAUUCAGAGACAAAUAUGAAUACUAUCAAGAAUAAAGAAAUAUACUCCUUGAGUUGUAUAUCUAAUAUAAAUCAGAAGAUAGCUUCAAAUAAAAAUAAAUCAAUGGAAAGUAUUCGUGAAGAAAAUGAUAAUUCUUUAAAAAAUCAUAUUAAAAAAAAGAUAGAAAAAAAUAAAAAAUUUAAAUUAGUGCCAAAUGUAAAACCAGGGGAAAUAAUAGUCAUUGAUUUUUCUAAAGAUAAUGAGGAAUGUAUUUCCUUGAAUAAAAGGAAAAAGAAUAAAUGUAAAAAAAAUUUGGAGUGGCUUAGAAUUGUGGCAAAAAAGUACCAGAAAAGCCCAAAACUUUUUUUUAUAGAUGAUGCGAAAAAUAUUGAUACUAAAGAAUAUGCAGAUAUAUUAAAUAAACAAAAUAGAUUAGAAGACCUGCAAAGCUCUCUAACAUCUUUAAUUGGUCAUGAUAGUUUCUAUAACACGUUAAAUUUUAAUGAAUGGAUAAUAAACCCUUGUCUGAUUAAAAAAUGUGUAGAAGAAAAAACAUUAAGUGUUAAUAAUGAAAAAAAUGUUGAAUUGUACAGUCAAGAACCUUUGGUAGAUAUUACAGAUCCAUCUAUACUAAGAAAAAAAAGUAAACAAUGUGUUAAUCAAAAAAAUUCGAUUGGUAGAUGUGUAGAUAUAGUUGCUUUUGGUUUAAAUGCAAAAGCAGAAGAAGAUUUUGAUUUAUUUUCAUUAGAUGACAAUGGUUCUAUAUCGAUGUUUAAAAAUAUAUCUUCUUCAUGCUCAUCACCAUUACUUAUCCAAUCAGAUAUAAAAAUUUCUGAAUCAAGAGAAUUUUCUUCAAAUUUUGGUUUUAAAAAGUCCGAUCGCGAAUCUAAUGAUAUGAGAAUGGAACAAAUUUAUGAUUUCCAAGAAGCGGAUAUUUUAAAAGAAAAUGAUUCAAAAAUACAUAUAACAAAUCAAACUUUAAUAGAUGAAGCAUGUAUUUCCAAGGAUGUACCCUCGAAUCAUUUACCAAUUCAAACUGAAGACCUUUUUGUGCCACCCUAUAAUAAUGUAUCGACGUCUUCAUUGCAAUUAGACUUCGAAUUAUUACCAACAGAACAAUUGAUAGAAACAUUUAAUUUACCAUUACCUUUCAGUCAGUAUGAUUUAAUAUCAAAUAAUUCAAUUCCUUUGGAUUCACAAUCUAUAUUUACAGAGAAUGAUAAUAUAAAUAUACAGCAAAUUGUAAAUGGACUACAAUCAGUUGAACCUUAUGAACGAAUACAGCAAAAUAUAAAGAUAUCUUCUGAUUGCAACAAAUUAUAUACAGACAAGGAGGUAAUGGAAAAUACAAGUCAUUUUUGGAAACAAAUAGAUCUAAUGGAUUUAGAUGAUUCUUUACCACUAAAAAAACGUAUAAUGUUGAAUUUUCGAAAAUCGAAUAUUAUUUUUAAAAAUGAUAUAGAGAAUGAACAUUCUAUAAUUAUGAUAACAGAAGGUGUAUCAGAAGAUACCAAACUUUUAUAUAAAGUAGAAACAGAAGACAAUAUUUUAAUACCAACAGAAAAAUCUUGCUUAAAACCUUUAAAAGGAAGUAUUACAAAAUCUGAUACACAAAUUUCCAAAAUACCUCUUGUACAAGACAAAUGUAUGAAAGAAAUUUCAACUAAAAUCUCUAUAAAGCCCAACGUUAGAAAACUCGAUAUAACGUCAUUUAAUGAAGAAACAUCAGUAAAAAGAAGAAAAGUUACAUCCGAACUUUUACCUCUUUUAGAUGCAAGUAGAGUUAUAUAUUCAACAAAUACACAAGCUCAAGCAAAAGAUUUACUUUCUGGAAUGAAAGUAUGAUGGAAUCAGUGGUCAAAAAAUACAUAUGAUACCACCAUUUGCAGUUAAAGCAUAUCAUGCAGUCUAUCAUGUACAAGCUUGUAUAACCACCAAAGAAGCAAAAAACAUUUGCAUUGAAAAUAUGAUGGAUAAGAUCUAAGAAUCCUAUGAAUAUAGUAUAUUGACAAUAUAGCAGAUUAAAUAACUUCAUGAAUAUGCUAUAAAUAGAUAAUGCAUUUGAAUAUUAAAUUCAAAAUUAGUUAUUAGUCAUUAAGUUUGUGAGUGAUUUAUAUCGUUAAAAUCUAGUAUCUCGCUGAAAAUAAGUUCCACACUAAAUUAACUUUUAAAAUCAAGAUUAUUUUAAGGUCAUAUUAUAACACAGAUAAAUAUAUAAUAUUAUUUUUUUGUUGUGUUAACAUACAACAACAAAAAAAUCUUUGUAUAUUCGUAAAAAAACAAAAUGAUCUUGGAAAAACCAUUAAAAUAUUUACGAAAAAAAUUUUCUUCGUAUUGUCACAGAUAGACGAUAUUUAGGUAGCCUGUUUUAAAUGAAACACCCUGUAUACUAACAAUAGUUCAUCUUUGUCAAUUUUUGAUUAUUUGAUUAUAAUAAUAUUAUAAACCAUCUACUAAAACAAUUAUUUGACAUUUAAAUUAUAUUAUUUUAAAGUUAUUAGAGAAAAGUAGAAGCUAGUAGAAGUUAUUGAAUCCCGAUAUGUACGUAAAAACAUUUUGUAUGUCAUCUUAAUAUUAAAAAGAAACAGUUUCUUGUAAGUAGUAUAUAUGAUUGUUUAAUGGUAAAUACUAACAAAUAUUGAUUUUCUAGCUUCAUGAUUUUUAACCAUAAUUAUUGUAUAAUCAAAUAUUGUUUAUUGUCUCAUUAUGAAUUAAUUUUCUAUCUGCAAUAACAUUAUACUUUUUAGUAUACAUAUAAAACUAAGAAACAAUAAUCAAUAACCUGAUGUUCAUGAUAUAUAAUUCACAAUAGAUAACAGGUUCUAAUAUGGUAUUAUUGAGAACUGCAUUAAUCUUUUAAUGAUAUAAUAAAAAUAUGGAGUGUACUCGUAUUAAAUUUUAAUCAAACAAAUCUAAGAAAACGUACAUAAUUUUAUUUUAAAUCAGCAACAUAUUAAUUUUAUUAUCACAUUUUCUCAGAAUAUUUACUUGUAAAAAUUUGGUUUAUAUAUAUAUAUAUAUAUAUAUAUAUAUAUAUAUAUAUAUAUAUAUAUAUAAAUAAUAAUGCAAGUAAAUAUGCAAGUAAUAAUGCAAGUAAAGAUAUAUGAAAGUAAUAAGGGCACGAUAUUCUCUUAAUACUUAUUAAAAGUAAUUACCUUAUUCGAAAAACACAUAUAAUAAUUCCUUAAAUGUUCACAUACAGAUGAUAAUAUAAUAUCGUGUAAGAAAUAAAAUCUUCCAUCGUAAUUGAAGAUUUUAAGAGAAAGUAAUUAAUUUUAACAGUAAACAUAAUAAUACUUCGUUUUAGCUUAGAUAGAAUAUAUAACCGCUGUCUUUGCUCUGAUUAUGAUUAAUAUACAUUAAUAUUAAAUCUUAACAGGGUGCAAUACAAGAAAAUGACAUAUUUUUAUUUAAACUCAGUGGCAUAUAACUAUUAUACAGCAUAUUCCAUGUAUAUUAAAUUUCAUUAGUAACAUAAGGAAAAAAUAAAAAAGAUAUUUUAGGUUUUAGUAUUGAAAUUAUCAAAUGAUUUACUAUUAAAACAAUUUAAUUAUUUUUUUUGUGUAAAUAUAUUUGAAAAAUCAUUAAUGUUUACUUAUGAAUAAGUGUUAUGUUUUCUUUCUCAGUACAAGAUUUUUAUUUUAAUUUUACUAAUAAGAAACUGAUUUUGGAAAAUGUCAUAUUUAAAUAUGUUUAAAAUCCUAUUUUAGUUUUGUUAUUUUUAUUUUAAUAUGAUCAAAUUACGAUAAAAUAUAUUUAAUCUCAUAAUUUAUGACAAUAAGUUUAAUGUUGUUUAUGACUAUUUUGUUUGAUUUCAAAUGCAACAAAUUGAUGUUUUUAUAUCGCAUAUAUAUUUUUUAUUGUUUAUUAUUGUUAAAGAAUUUACAGAAAUCUUCGAAAAAUGUUCAACUUUUUAUAUAAACUCUAGCUCACUUAUUUUAAUAUUAUCCUUUUUUGUUUUGUUUAAAAUUAUAGUUUUAUGAUCAUAUAUAUAUAUAUGUGCGUGUGUGUGUGUGUGUACAUAUACACACAUACGCACACACACAGAGAGCUGAUUGUAAUACAUUAAAUAUUAAUAUUUUUUAAGAUAUCUUCUGUAUAACAUAAAAUUUAAUGAUUAUAAAUUAUGUACCCAAUGUAAGUUUAGCAAACUAAGCAAAGUUAUUUUUAAAUAAAUAUUUUAAAUUAUAUUUAGGUAUAAAUAAAUAAAACAAAUAGAUAUAUGAAUAUGUACAUAUAUUCGUACAUAACAAUACUGUAAGUACAUUCAUUAAACAACCGAAAGAAACAUAUUUUGUUAUUUAUGAUAUUUUUCAACUAUUGUAAAUUUAUAAUAUGUAAGGGAAACUGACUAUAAAACUAAUUAUUUACACAUUGUGAGUUUUUUAAGCAUAAUAAAUGUUGUCGUAUGUAUUUCUCUUUUAUGAUAUAGAACAGAUUCAAGAGAAAAUAAAGAAAAAACUAUAAGAGAA
This is a messenger RNA of Vespa crabro (European hornet), 5637 nucleotides long. RefSeq lists its product as uncharacterized. The record is from RefSeq and is a predicted model, not a curated record. Lineage: Eukaryota; Metazoa; Arthropoda; Insecta; Hymenoptera; Vespidae. The transcript is spliced from 9 exons. Bases 149 to 3010 code for a protein of 953 amino acids.